UUAAUUCACACAGACAUGUAUGUGAAUAGCAUUGGUCCAGUGAACGCUAUCAAUAUGGAAUAUACAAUUGAUAUAUUUUUUGCCCAAACAUGGUAUGACAGACGUCUGAAAUUUAACAGCACCAUUAAAGUCCUCCGACUGAAUAGCAACAUGGUGGGGAAAAUCUGGAUUCCAGACACUUUCUUCAGAAAUUCCAAAAAGGCAGAUGCACACUGGAUAACCACCCCUAAUAGGAUGCUGAGAAUUUGGAAUGAUGGUCGAGUGCUCUACACUUUAAGACUGACAAUUGAUGCUGAGUGCCAGUUACAGUUGCACAAUUUUCCAAUGGAUGAACAUUCCUGCCCCCUGGAAUUCUCCAGUUAUGGCUAUCCAUGUGAAGAAAUUGUCUACCAGUGGAAGCGUAGUUCUGUUGAAGUGGAUGACACAAGGUCUUGGAGACUUUAUCAAUUUUCAUUUGUUGGACUGAGAAAUACCACUGAAGUAGUGAAGACAACCUCUGGGGAUUAUGUGGUCAUGACUGUCUAUUUUGACCUGAGCAGAAGAAUGGGCUACUUCACCAUCCAGACCUACAUCCCCUGCACACUCAUUGUUGUCCUAUCCUGGGUAUCUUUCUGGAUCAAUAAGGAUGCUGUUCCAGCCAGAACUUCUUUAGGAAUCACCACCGUCCUGACAAUGACUACCCUCAGCACCAUUGCCAGGAAGUCUCUCCCCAAGGUCUCCUACGUCACAGCGAUGGAUCUCUUUGUAUCUGUUUGCUUCAUCUUUGUCUUCUCUGCUUUGGUGGAGUAUGGCACUCUGCAUUAUUUUGUCAGCAACCGGAAACCAAGCAAGGACAAAGACAAAAAGAAGAAAAACCCUGCCCCUACCAUUGACAUCCGCCCACGGUCAGCAACCAUUCAAAUGAACAAUGCCACACACCUUCAAGAUAGAGAUGAAGAAUAUGGGUAUGAGUGUCUGGAUGGCAAGGACUGUGCCAGUUUUUUCUGCUGUUUUGAAGAUUGCCGAACAGGAGCUUGGAGACACGGGAGGAUACAUAUCCGUAUUGCCAAGAUGGACUCCUAUGCGCGGAUCUUCUUCCCCACUGCUUUCUGCUUGUUCAAUCUGGUUUAUUGGGUCUCCUACCUUUACCUGUGA
This is a messenger RNA of Dama dama (fallow deer), 1134 nucleotides long. Its product is annotated as gamma-aminobutyric acid receptor subunit gamma-2-like. Gene Ontology annotation, molecular function: transmitter-gated monoatomic ion channel activity involved in regulation of postsynaptic membrane potential; GABA-A receptor activity; inhibitory extracellular ligand-gated monoatomic ion channel activity. The coding region runs from base 16 to 1134 and encodes 372 amino acids. The record is from RefSeq and is a predicted model, not a curated record. Gene Ontology annotation, cellular component: synapse; dendrite membrane; GABA-A receptor complex. Gene Ontology annotation, biological process: monoatomic ion transmembrane transport; regulation of postsynaptic membrane potential; nervous system process. Lineage: Eukaryota; Metazoa; Chordata; Mammalia; Artiodactyla; Cervidae. The transcript has a single exon.